CCGAAUCCAGGAUUGAUGGAAGAGAACAGAUUUAAUAACUCAAAGUUCAAACAACCUCGAGACCCGAGUCCAUUCUAUCCGUAGUCCAUGGUAGAAUAUCCUCUUAUCUUCAGCUUGGUUUGAACUUGUGUGAGUAAGAUCUGCCGAUUCUCAACCGACGUCAGGAGAUGCUAGGAGAUUCUGAUCAAACGUUGCGCCCAGUACUGGCCUAACAGACGCAUCGUCGGCAGUGGCAGAUUUGCUGAGUGUAGAAGGAGAGAGAGUGCGCGUGCGUUGUGUCGUUCUCGCCGAGCCCCUCCAAGCAAAUUUCUUUUCUGAAAUAUCUACGGUAUUUGCACAUCAGCGCCCAGGAGUGUGUGAGCGCAUGCAGCGAGGGGUCACAAUCAAGGAUGGAGCGUCGGUCUGUUAGGUCGCGUAAGCCUGUGGAUUACGCCAAGUUCUCAGCCGCAGCGGGUAACGAUGGUUCAUCCGACAGUGAAGAUGACUUCAAGGACUCGCCGAGUACAAGAAAACCUGCUUCAGGCGGUAACUCUACCGAGCCUGCUCCGACAAAGGAUGUGCCAAAGAAGAAGAAAGCAGCCCCAAUGAAGGACUCGCCGACAUUCUCUCCAGUCAAGAAGCAGCCCAGGUUGUCUGUCGAGGAGAAGCUGUUCAUGAGGGAUCUGAACGCUGCGCUGAGCGCGUCCGCUCAGGAGAACAGCGCCUCCUCUACCAGCUCGUCGCAGAGCACGGAGACUACGGCGACAAACGAAACAACUGCCCCCGCCGUGGACGAGCGACACUCGGUCGCCACAGACGAUGCGACGGAUGACGUCGUGCGACCGCGAAACCGCAAGCGGAAGAGCGCCAUUCUGAGCGAUGACAGCUCCGAGGAUGACGGCGGGCAGGCCGCAGGAAGUGUAACGGAGCCAGCAACUGCGAGAGCCGGUUCUCCACGCAAAGCGCCGACCGGUGCACGCAAACAGGUGAAAAAGAAGACCAUCGAUAGUGACAGUGAUGCUGAAAUGGACGAUCCCGAAGAGGAAGACGACGAAUCGUUUGGCGAGGAGGGGGAGGACUCAAGCGAUGGAUUCUCUGCUUCUGAUGACGAUAGCGACUUCGACGGCGCGCCUUCAUCCAAGAAGAAGACAGCCGCAAAAGGAAAGGGGAAGCCACCGGCGGCAUCUGCAGCCGCUAAGGGCCGCAAGAGCGCGGCGGCGACAAAGUCUCCGGCUAAGAAGGCACCUGCACGGACAACGAAAUCCCCGAAGACAACAAAGUCCGCAGCCAGCACAGUGUCCACGGCUGCACCUCCUGCCAGUAAAGGGAGAACGGCAGCCACCGCAACACCACGGAAACCGGCGGCCACGGCUGCAAAGCGAUCGCCAGCGGUUACCAGUGCUAGUUCCAUGAAAUCGCCGGUCAAGCGUUCUGUUGGUGUGACGCGGACGCCAGUACCUCCUGCUGCUGUAUCGGUCAGUAACGCCGCCAAGCAAACUGCUUCUACAGGUCCAGCUCGUGUUUCUGGACUGGGCACAGCGUCUUCCCCUCUUCAUUUGGGCGGUGUGCACAUCAAGUCACCCAGUCAUAUCCGGCUAGGCUUGUCGCGUAACGUCAGAGUCAAGCCUCUCCAUCCGAGCGCAACGUCACCCGGUGCAUCGGGUUAGUCCGUUGCCAAUACACCGCAUGGGCUUAUAUCCGUGUGUGUGUGUGUGUGUGUGUGUGUGUCCGUGUGUGUACAUGUGUAGGUGUGUGCGUGUGUGUGUACGCGUGUGUAUGUGUGCUGUUUGUUGGCUGGGUGGGGUCACCAUUUCAUAACUUGUCGUUGUACUGAGCUCCACGGCAGUGUUUCUCUGAUGGUGGAGCGGUCAUGCGGCCCCUCUCAAACAACCCUUCAGUCUCUUUGCCUCUGUCCCAGUCCUUGGCUUGGCUAUGCUGUUUGUCUUGAUUGUUAUACGUGCGUUGGUUUGCUGGUCUAGCCCUUGGCUUAGCUUGCUGCUCUAGAAUUUAGCUAUGUUCAUGUUCGGACCCUGGGCUGGUAUCUGGUGUAGACCUGUGUAGCUGCUCGCUCUCUGCCUUCUGGAUCUGGUAUUCUGCGUUGCCUCUCUUUUAUCAAUUGUUCAUCUCCCUCUAGGCACGUACCUGUGCACAUAAACACGCAUGCACGCACAUCACCUGUUUUCUCUCUCUCUCUCUCUCUCUCUCUCUCUCUCUCUCUCUCUCUCUCUCUCUCUCUCUCUCUCUCUCUCUCUCUCUCUCUCUCUCUCUCUCUCUCUCUCCCUGCGCUUGUUUUUCACAUAGAGCUUAUCAUAGUCAUGCACAGCUGGUCUGUCCCUUACUCCUAGUGUAGAUAAACAUUGAUUAUACAUAUCACAUACCAAUGACUACUGUAAACGGCUAAUUUUGGAGGCGGUGAAAUUUUGCCAGCGAAAGGGAUGCAUUCUCCCAAGUUUAGCAUUUAGCUGUGCAGUGGGCAGUUCUCACUAACAAAGGUGACCUGAUCAGCACAUGCAGUUACACGCACUGUGCAUCCACAUUCAAACAGGGUUAGUUUAUUUAUUUUUGGUAAAGUC
Messenger RNA from Sycon ciliatum, 2552 nucleotides. RefSeq names its product RAD51-associated protein 1-like. NCBI's taxonomy places the organism in Eukaryota, Metazoa, Porifera, Calcarea, Leucosolenida, Sycettidae. The transcript has 8 exons. The record is from RefSeq and is a predicted model, not a curated record. Bases 390 to 1646 code for a protein of 418 amino acids.